Molecule: messenger RNA, 8508 nt
Organism: Balaenoptera acutorostrata (minke whale)
Lineage: Eukaryota; Metazoa; Chordata; Mammalia; Artiodactyla; Balaenopteridae
Gene: FN1
Product: fibronectin 1
Exons: 46
Coding region: 246-7820 (2524 amino acids)
Biological process (GO): nervous system development; heart development; cell-substrate junction assembly
Cellular component (GO): extracellular region
Molecular function (GO): proteoglycan binding; integrin binding
Source: RefSeq, a predicted model, not a curated record
GGCCCUCGGGGCUCGGCCGCCCGCGCCGGCUGCGCUUUGCAGGGGAGGAGAGAGAGCCCUAGGCGCGAGCGGGGGAGAGGGGAGCUGCAGCCACAACUUCUUUCGUCCUCUCCUUCCCCUGUGUACCUCUACCCUUCCCUUUCCCCAUCCUCCAGCCCUUACCUUCUUGGCGGCACUGAAAGGGACUCCGCCCGCAGGUUGCGGAGGGAACCAAACUCGGUGGCAAGUUGCCUCACCAUCUGAAGAUGCUCGGGGGUCCGGGGCCCCGGCUGCUGCUGCUGACCGUCCUGUCCCUGGGGACAGCGGUGCCCUCCACGGGAGCCUCGAAGAGCAAGAGGCAGGCUCAGCAGCUCGUUCAGCCCCAGUCCCCGUUGGCUGUCAGCCAAAGCAAGCCUGGUUGUUAUGACAAUGGGAAACACUAUCAAAUAAACCAACAAUGGGAGCGCACCUACCUGGGCAGUGCCUUGGUCUGUACCUGUUAUGGAGGGAGCCGGGGCUUUAACUGCGAGAGCAAGCCUGAACCUGAAGAGACUUGCUUUGACAAGUACACCGGGACCACUUACCGGGUGGGCGACACUUAUGAGCGCCCUAAAGACUCCAUGAUCUGGGACUGCACCUGCAUUGGGGCUGGGCGAGGGAGAAUAAGCUGCACCAUUGCAAACCGCUGCCAUGAAGGGGGUCAGUCCUACAAGAUUGGUGACACCUGGAGGAGACCACACGAGACUGGUGGUUACAUGUUGGAGUGUGUGUGUCUGGGUAACGGGAAAGGAGAAUGGACCUGCAAACCCAUAGCUGAGAAAUGUUUUGAUCACGCUGCUGGGACUUCCUACGUUGUCGGGGAGACCUGGGAAAAGCCUUAUCAAGGCUGGAUGAUGGUGGAUUGUACUUGUCUGGGAGAAGGCAGUGGACGCAUCACCUGUACCUCCAGAAACAGGUGCAACGAUCAGGACACUAGGGCGUCCUAUAGAAUUGGGGAUACCUGGCGCAAGAAGGACAAUCGGGGGAACCUGCUUCAGUGCAUCUGCACCGGCAACGGCCGUGGCGAGUGGAAGUGUGAGAGGCACACGACCCUGCAGACCACAUCUGCCGGAUCUGGCUCCUUCACAGACGUCCGAACGGCCAUUUACCAGCCACAGCCUCACCCCCAGCCGGCUCCAUAUGGUCACUGUGUCACAGACAGCGGUGUGGUUUACUCCGUGGGCAUGCAGUGGCUGAAGACACAAGGAAAUAAGCAAAUGCUUUGCACUUGCCUGGGCAAUGGAGUCAGCUGCCAAGAGACAGCUAUAACCCAGACUUAUGGUGGCAAUUCAAAUGGGGAGCCUUGCGUCCUACCAUUCACCUACAACGGCAGGACUUUCUACUCCUGCACCACGGAAGGGCGACAGGAUGGACAUCUGUGGUGCAGCACAACUUCCAAUUAUGAGCAAGACCAGAAAUAUUCUUUCUGUACAGACCAUACUGUUUUGGUUCAGACUCGAGGUGGAAAUUCCAAUGGUGCCUUGUGCCACUUUCCCUUCCUGUACAACAACCGAAACUACACCGACUGUACGUCCGAGGGCAGGAGGGACAACAUGAAAUGGUGUGGAACCACACGGAACUAUGACGCUGACCAGAAGUUUGGAUUCUGCCCCAUGGCUGCCCAUGAGGAAAUCUGUACAACCAAUGAAGGGAUCAUGUAUCGCAUUGGAGACCAGUGGGACAAACAGCAUGAUAUGGGCCACAUGAUGAGAUGCACAUGUGUUGGGAAUGGUCGUGGAGAAUGGACAUGUGUUGCCUACUCCCAGCUCCGAGAUCAGUGCAUCGUCGACGACAUCACAUACAAUGUGAAUGACACAUUCCACAAACGUCACGAAGAGGGACACAUGCUGAAUUGUACCUGCUUCGGUCAGGGCAGGGGCCGGUGGAAGUGCGAUCCCAUUGAUCAAUGCCAGGAUUCAGAAUCCCGUACCUUUUAUCAAAUUGGAGAAUCAUGGGAGAAGUUUUUGCAUGGAGUCAGGUACCAGUGCUACUGCUAUGGCCGUGGCAUUGGGGAGUGGGGCUGCCAGCCCAUACAGACCUAUCCAGGUUCAACUGGUCCUGUCCAAGUAAUAAUCACUGAGACCCCCAGUCAGCCCAACUCUCACCCCAUCCAAUGGAAUGCACCAGAACCAUCUCACAUUUCCAAGUACAUUCUCAGAUGGAAACCGAAAAAUUCUCCAGACCGUUGGAAGGAAGCCACCAUUCCGGGCCACUUAAACUCCUACACCAUCAAAGGCCUGAGGCCAGGUGUGGUAUACGAGGGCCAGCUCAUCAGCGUCCAGCACUACGGCCAAAGAGAGAUGACACGCUUCGACUUCACCACCACCAGCACAAGCUCAGUGGUGACCAGCAACACCGUGACGGGAGAGACAACACCCUUUUCUCCCGUUGUGGCCACCUCCGAAUCCGUGACUGAAAUCACAGCCAGCAGCUUUGUGGUCUCCUGGGUCUCGGCUUCCGACACUGUGUCCGGAUUCCGGGUGGAGUAUGAGCUGAGUGAAGAGGGAGACGAACCACAGUACCUGGAUCUUCCCAGCACAGCCACUUCUGUGAACAUCCCUGACCUGCUUCCUGGCCGAAAAUACAUUGUGAACGUCUAUCAGAUAUCCGAAGAAGGAGAACAGAGUUUGAUCCUGUCUACCUCACAGACAACAGCACCUGAUGCCCCGCCUGACCCUACUGUGGACCAGGUUGAUGACACCUCGAUUGUCGUUCGCUGGAGCAGACCCCAGGCGCCCAUCACAGGAUACAGAAUCGUCUAUUCCCCAUCAGUAGAGGGUAGUAGCACAGAACUCAACCUUCCUGAAACUGCCAACUCUGUCACUCUCAGUGACUUGCAGCCUGGUGUUCAGUAUAACAUCACUAUCUACGCUGUGGAAGAAAAUCAAGAGAGUACUCCUGUCUUCAUCCAACAAGAAACCACUGGCGUCCCACGUUCAGAUAAAGUUCCCCCUCCCAGGGACCUGCAGUUUGUGGAGGUGACGGACGUGAAGAUCACCAUCAUGUGGACGCCCCCCGAGAGCACGGUGACCGGUUACCGAGUGGACGUGAUCCCCGUCAACCUGCCCGGGGAACAUGGGCAGAGGCUGCCCAUCAGCAGAAACACAUUUGCAGAAGUCACCGGGCUGUCCCCUGGGGUCACCUAUCACUUCAAAGUCUUCGCCGUGAACCACGGGAGGGAGAGCAAGCCUCUGACGGCACAGCAGACGACCAAAUUGGAUGCUCCCACCAACCUCCAGUUUAUCAAUGAAACUGACACCACCGUCAUAGUGACCUGGACUCCACCUCGUGCCCGGAUAGCCGGGUACCGACUGACCGUGGGCCUGACCCGUGGAGGCCAGCCCAAGCAGUACAACGUGGGUCCCUCCGCCACGCAGUAUCCACUGAGGAACCUGCAGCCGGGCUCUGAGUACUCUGCCACCCUCGUGGCCGUGAAAGGCAGCCAGCAGAGCCCCAGAGCCACUGGAGUCUUCACCACUCUGCAGCCUCUGGGCUCCAUCCCACCUUACAACAUAGAGGUGACUGAAACCACCAUUGUAAUUACAUGGACGCCUGCUCCAAGGAUUGGUUUUAAGCUGGGUGUACGACCAAGCCAGGGAGGGGAAGCACCACGAGAGGUGACCUCAGACUCAGGAAGCAUCGUUGUGUCUGGCCUGACUCCAGGCGUGGAAUACAUUUACACCAUCUCAGUCCUGAAAGAUGGGCAAGAGAGAGAUACACCAAUUGUGAAGAAAGUGGUGACACGUAAGAGGAGUUCUUUGCCUCUUUUCUUUUCUUUUCAUUUUUUUAAAUUGUUUAGCCCUUGUAAAUUAGGAGAGCCCACUUUGGGGAAUGUGCCUAAGGGUGAGAGCCAUUCCAUCCUAGCAGUCCUCUCCCCAUUCCCCUUCGAGGGUACAUCAUUGGAGUUGAGUUUAAUAGGCACUGGGUCACAAAUGUUCUGGGCAGUAACUUCCUCCUUUCUGUUUUCUCCAGACAUUACUGGCUAUAGAAUUACCACCACCCCUACAAAUGGCCAGCAGGGAUAUUCUUUGGAAGAAGUGGUCCAUGCUGAUCAGAGUUUCUGCACUUUUGAAAACCUGAGUCCUGGCCUGGAGUACAAUGUCAGUGUUUACACUGUCAAAGAUGACAAGGAAAGUGUCCCUAUCUCUGAUACCAUCAUGCCAGAGGUGCCCCAACUCACUGACCUAAGCUUUGUUGAUAUAACCGAUUCAAGCAUCGGCCUGAGGUGGACCCCGCUAAACUCUUCCACCAUUAUUGGGUACCGCAUCACAGUAGUUGCGGCAGGAGAAGGUAUCCCUAUUUUUGAAGAUUUUGUGGACUCCUCAGUAGGAUACUACACAGUUACAGGGCUGGAGCCUGGCAUUGACUAUGACAUCAGCGUUAUCACUCUCAUUAAUGGCGGAGAGAGUGCCCCUACUACACUGACACAACAAACCGCUGUCCCUCCUCCCACUGACCUGCGAUUUACCAAUGUUGGUCCUGACACGAUGCGUGUCACCUGGGCCCCACCUCCAUCCAUUGAAUUGACCAACUUACUGGUGCGCUACUCGCCUGUGAAAAAUGAGGAGGAUGUUGCAGAAUUGUCAGUUUCUCCUUCAGACAAUGCAGUGGUCCUAACAAAUCUCCUGCCUGGCACAGAGUAUUUAGUCAGCGUCUCCAGUGUUUACGAGCAGCAUGAGAGCGUACCUCUUAGAGGAAGACAGAAAACUGGUCUCGAUUCCCCAACUGGCAUUGACUUUUCUGAUAUCACUGCCAACUCUUUCACUGUCCAUUGGAUUGCUCCUCGAGCUACCAUCACCGGCUACAAGAUCCGCCAUCAUCCUGAGCACAUGACUGGAAGACCUCGGGAGGAUCGAGUGCCCCCCUCUCGGAAUUCCAUCACUCUCACCAAUCUCAGUCCAGGCACAGAUUAUGUGGUCAGCAUUGUCGCUCUUAAUGGCAAAGAGGAAAGUCCUUCCUUGGUUGGCCAGCAAACAACAGUUUCUGAUGUUCCAAGGGACCUGGAAGUCAUUGCUGCAACCCCCACCAGCCUGUUGAUCAGCUGGGAUGCUCCUGCCGUCACAGUGAGAUAUUACAGGAUCACCUACGGAGAAACAGGAGGAAGUAGCCCUGUCCAGGAGUUCACUGUGCCUGGGAGCAAGUCUACAGCUACCAUCAGUGGUCUUAAACCCGGAGCAGAUUACACCAUCACCGUCUAUGCUGUCACUGGCCGUGGGGACAGCCCGGCAAGCAGCAAGCCCAUUUCCAUUGAUUACCGAACAGAAAUUGACAAACCAUCCCAGAUGCAAGUGACUGAUGUCCAGGACAACAGCAUUAGUGUCAGAUGGCUGCCUUCAAGUUCCCCUGUUACCGGUUACAGAGUGACCACUACUCCUAAAAAUGUCCCGGGACCAUCGAAAACAAUGACUGCAGGUCCAGAUCAAACAGAAAUGACAAUUGAAGGCUUGCAGCCCACAGUGGAGUAUGUGGUUAGCGUCUACGCUCAGAAUCGAAACGGAGAGAGUCAGCCCCUGGUUCAGACAGCAGUAACCAACAUUGAUCGCCCUAAAGGACUGGCAUUCACUGAUGUGGAUGUCGAUUCCAUCAAAAUUGCUUGGGAAAGCCCACAGGGGCAAGUUUCCAGGUACAGGGUGACCUACUCGAGCCCUGAGGAUGGAAUCCAUGAGCUAUUCCCUGCACCUGAUGGUGAAGAAGAGACUGCAGAGCUGCAAGGCCUCAGGCCGGGUUCUGAGUACACAGUCAGUGUGGUUGCCUUGCACGAUGAUAUGGAGAGCCAGCCCCUGAUUGGAACCCAGUCCACAGCCAUUCCUGCACCAACCAACCUGAAGUUCACUCAGGUUUCACCAACCAGCCUGGCCGCCCAGUGGACAGCACCCAAUGUUCAGCUCACUGGAUAUCGAGUGCGGGUGACCCCUAAGGAGAAGACCGGACCAAUGAAAGAAAUCAACCUUGCUCCCGAUAGCUCAUCUGUGGUUGUAUCAGGACUCAUGGUGGCCACUAAAUAUGAAGUGAGUGUCUAUGCUCUUAAGGACACUUUGACAAGCAGACCUGUUCAGGGAGUCGUCACAACUCUGGAGAAUGUCAGCCCCCCAAGAAGGGCCCGUGUGACAGAUGCUACUGAGACCACCAUCACCAUUAGCUGGAGAACCAAGACUGAGACGAUCACCGGCUUCCAAGUCGAUGCCAUCCCAGCCAAUGGCCAGACUCCAAUUCAGAGAACCAUCAAGCCAGAUGUCAGAAGCUACACCAUCACAGGUUUACAACCCGGCACUGACUACAAGAUCCACUUGUACACCUUGAAUGACAAUGCCCGGAGCUCCCCUGUGGUCAUCGACGCCUCUACUGCCAUUGAUGCACCAUCCAACCUGCAUUUCCUGACCACCACGCCCAACUCCCUGCUGUUAUCAUGGCAGCCACCUCGUGCCAGGAUUACCGGUUAUGUCAUCAAGUAUGAGAAGCCUGGGUCCCCUCCCAGAGAAGUGGUCCCUCGGCCCCGCCCUGGUGUCACAGAAGCUACUAUUACUGGUCUGGAGCCAGGAAUCGAGUACACAAUCCAAGUCAUUGCCCUCAAGAACAAUCAGAAGAGUGAGCCUCUGAUCGGGAGGAAAAAGACAGAUGAGCUUCCCCAACUGGUAACCCUUCCACACCCCAAUCUUCAUGGACCAGAGAUCCUGGAUGUUCCCUCCACAGUUCAAAAGACCCCUUUCAUCACCAACCCUGGGUAUGACACUGGAAACGGUAUUCAGCUUCCUGGCACUUCUGGUCAGCAGCCCAGUCUUGGGCAACAAAUGAUCUUUGAGGAGCAUGGUUUUAGGCGAACCACACCGCCCACAAUGGCCAGCCCCGUAAGGCAUAGGCCAAGACCGUAUCCACCGAAUGUAAAUGAGGAGAUCCAAAUUGGUCCUGUCCCCAGGGGAGACGUAGACCAUCAUCUCUACCCUCACGUUCUGGGACUCAAUCCAAAUGCUUCUACAGGACAAGAAGCUCUCUCUCAGACAACCAUCUCAUGGACUCCAUUCCAGGAAAGCUCUGAGUAUAUCAUUUCAUGUCAUCCAGUUGGCAUUGAUGAAGAACCCUUGCAGUUCCGAGUUCCUGGAACGUCUGCUAGUGCCACCUUGACGGGUCUUACCAGAGGGGCCACCUACAACAUCAUAGUGGAGGCAAUAAAAGACCAGAAGAGGCACAAGGUUCGGGAGCAAGUAGUUACUGUGGGCAACUCUGUUGACCAAGGCCUGAACCAACCCACGGAUGACUCGUGCUUCGACCCCUACACGGUUUCCCAUUAUGCCAUUGGAGAGGAGUGGGAGCGAUUGUCUGAAUCUGGCUUUAAGCUGUCAUGCCAGUGCUUAGGCUUUGGCAGUGGUCAUUUCAGAUGUGAUUCAUCUAAAUGGUGCCAUGAUAAUGGUGUGAACUACAAGAUUGGAGAGAAGUGGGAUCGUCAGGGAGAAAAUGGCCAGAUGAUGAGCUGCACGUGUCUUGGAAAUGGAAAAGGAGAAUUCAAGUGCGAUCCCCAUGAGGCAACAUGUUACGACGAUGGGAAGACGUACCACGUGGGAGAACAGUGGCAGAAAGAAUAUCUUGGCGCCAUUUGCUCCUGCACGUGCUUUGGAGGCCAGCGGGGCUGGCGCUGUGACAACUGCCGCAGACCAGGGGCUGAACCUGGUCACGAAGGCUCAACUGGCCACUCCUACAACCAGUAUUCGCAGAGAUACCAUCAGAGAACAAACACUAAUGUCAACUGCCCAAUUGAGUGCUUCAUGCCUUUAGAUGUACAGGCUGACAGAGAAGAUUCCCGAGAGUAAUAUUUCCAACCCAGAGAAACAAGCACGGAUCUCUGUCAAGGUCCAUCCAAACUGGAGUGAUGUUAGCAGAUCCCAGCUUAGUUUGUUUCUUUCUUAUCCUCUGCUCUGGAGUAACUUCUCCAGCUUCAGCUCAAUUCACAGCUUCUCCAAGCAUCACCCUGGGAGUGUUUUUAGACUUUUCUCAUAAAUGGGGCAGUAUGCUGCCAGUUCUCCAAAGUAUUCAAUACUGCUCAGUAUUUUAAAUGAAAUGAUUCUAACUUGUGAUUUGGAUUGGCAUCAAUAGGGAAGCACAUGCACCAACCAAGAUACAAAAUGUCUUGAAAAUGAUAUUACCAAAAUUUUCAACAGGAAAGUUACCCAAACACUUCUGCUUCCACUUAACUAUCUGGCCCACAAUAUUGUAGGAACGGCAUGUCCUUGUUACUGUGAUAUUUGAAAUAUCUACAGUACUCACUAGUUCCAAAUGAUUCUAGUAAUUGCCUAGAAAUCUUUCUCUUACCUGUUAUUUAUCAAUUUUUCCCUGUAUUUUUAUAUGGAAAAAAUUGUAUUGAAGACACUUAGUAUGCAGUUAAUAAGAGGAAUUUGGUCUAAUUAUGGUUGGUGAUUAUUUUUUAUACUGUACAUGCCAAAGCUUUACUACUGUGGAAAGACAACUGUUUAAUAAAAGAUUUACAUUCCACAACUUGAA